ACAGCAGCAAUGCAGGGCUAUUCAUCCUGGCGGCGCGACGCAGGCGGCUGCUGAGCCAGGCUGCGGGGGAGCUGGGGCCGCGCCGAGGGGAUGGUGCUGGAGGGCAGCCCCGAGGCCGUCAGCUCCCAGUCCCUGGAUCUGCGGCGAUCCUGCCCCAAGGGCUCCCGGAUCUUCCCCUCUGCUGGAGAGGGCUCCCUGCUGCACAAAGAGGCUGUGAAGUAUGGAGAGCUCAUUGUGCUGGGAUACAAUGGCUCCCUGGCCAGUGGGGACAAGGGCCGACGCCGCAGCCGCAUCGCACUCUUCAAGAGGCCAAAGGCCAAUGGGGUGAAGCCAGACGUGAUACACCACAUCUCCACCCCCCUUGUCUCCAAGGCACUCAGUAACAAGGGCCAGCACAGCAUCUCCUACACGCUGUCCCGCAGCCACUCCGUGAUUGUGGAAUAUACUCAUGACUGUGAUACGGACAUGUUCCAGAUUGGCCGCUCCACGGAGAACAUGAUUGACUUUGUGGUGACGGACACGGCACCUGGGGGCAGCUGCGCCAGUGAGGGGCAGUCGGCCCAAAGCACUAUCUCACGCUAUGCCUGCCGCAUCAUCUGCGAGCGCAGCCCUCCCUACACCGCCCGGAUCUAUGCCGCAGGCUUCGACUCCUCACGCAACAUCUUCCUUGGAGAGAGGGCGGCCAAGUGGAGGACGCCGGACGGGCUGAUGGAUGGGCUGACGACCAAUGGGGUGCUGGUGAUGCACCCCAUAGGGGGCUUCAAUGAGGACUCAGCACCCGGGGUCUGGCGUGAGAUCUCGGUGUGUGGGAAUGUGUACGCCCUGCGCGACAGCCGCUCCGCGCAACAGCGGGGGAAGCUGGUGCAGACCGAGUCCAACGUGCUGCAGGACGGCUCGCUCAUCGACCUGUGCGGGGCCACACUGCUGUGGCGGACCACAGCGGGGCUGCUGCUGACGCCCACCCUCAAGCAGCUGGAGGCACUGCGCCAGGAGACCAAUGCUGCCCGCCCCCAGUGCCCCGUGGGCUUCAACACGCUGGCCUUCCCCAGCCUGGCCCAGCGUGGAGUAGUGGACAAACAGCAGCCCUGGGUCUAUGUCAACUGCGGCCACGUCCAUGGCUACCACAACUGGGGCUUUCGCAAGGAGAAGGGGGGGAUGGAGCGGGAGUGCCCCAUGUGCCGCCGAGCUGGGCCCUACGUGCCGCUCUGGCUGGGCUGCGAGGCCGGGUUGUACUUGGACGCAGGCCGGCCCACCCAUGCCUUCUGCCCCUGCGGCCACGUCUGCUCCCAGAAGACUGUGCAGUACUGGGCCCAGAUCCCGCUGCCCCACGGCACCCAUGCCUUCCAUGCUGCCUGCCCCUUCUGCGGCACCUGGCUCACAGGCGAGCGGGGAUUUGUGCGUCUCAUCUUCCAGGGCCCCAUGGACUGAGCCUGGGGACUCAGCAGGGGAAUGUGGACUAAGCAGAUGGGGUGGGGUGGGGCCCGGGGACUCAGCAGGGGCGGGGCCCAUGGACUGAGCCAGCGUACCUGGCAGGGGCUGUGAACUGAAUGGGGAGCCAGGCAGGAGCAUAAGUGGAGAAGGAGCCUGUGGCCGAAGCAUGUGUGUGCGUGUGGCGAAGUGAAGCCUGUGGCCUGAGCGGGGGGACAUGGCAUGGCUCUUUGGACAGAGUAGGGGCUGGGGCAGGUGCGCGGGGGUGCCCAUGGACUGAGUGUGAGUGACCAAUAAAACAGCAAAAAACCUGGGGAGGAGGAAACUAUCUACAAAGACUAAACAGGGGUGUGUCCGUGUGUCACUUCCUGCCUGCCCCCAGAUGGACAGAUGGACCCAACUGCCCUGCCCUG
Molecule: messenger RNA, 1841 nt
Organism: Gopherus flavomarginatus (Mexican gopher tortoise)
Lineage: Eukaryota; Metazoa; Chordata; Testudines; Testudinidae
Gene: PELI3
Product: pellino E3 ubiquitin protein ligase family member 3
Exons: 7
Coding region: 91-1428 (445 amino acids)
Biological process (GO): regulation of Toll signaling pathway; protein K63-linked ubiquitination
Molecular function (GO): ubiquitin protein ligase activity; protein binding
Source: RefSeq, a predicted model, not a curated record